Penicillium roqueforti is the source of this 1500-nucleotide messenger RNA. Its product is annotated as NAD-dependent succinate-semialdehyde dehydrogenase. The record is from RefSeq and is a predicted model, not a curated record. The transcript has 4 exons. The coding region runs from base 1 to 1500 and encodes 499 amino acids. Gene Ontology annotation, molecular function: succinate-semialdehyde dehydrogenase (NAD+) activity. NCBI's taxonomy places the organism in Eukaryota, Fungi, Ascomycota, Eurotiomycetes, Eurotiales, Aspergillaceae.
AUGGCGACUCAGUACCAGCUACCAUUCAAGCUCGCGGAUCCUAGUCUGCUGAAAUUCGACUCCAUUGUCGGCGACAAAUGGGUCGGUGCAAAGAGCGGAAAGCGGUUUGAAGUACUCGACCCCGGCACCGACAAAGCGUGGGCCAGCUGCCCCGCCAACGCAGCAGAAGAUGUAUCCGCCGCCGUGGAAAAUUCCCACGCAGCCUUCGAGCAAUUCCGCAAAGUCAACCCACGCCAACGCGCCAAGUGGCUCCUAGGAUGGUACAACCUAACUGUCGCGGCCCGCGACGACCUCGCCCAGAUCGUAACCUACGAAACCGGAAAGCCGCUGGCAGAAGCAUACGGCGAGAUUGACUACUCCCUGGGCUUCCUAUGGUGGUUCGCCGGAGAAGCAGAGCGCAUCCAGGGCAGCGUAUCAACAGCCGCCGCACCAAACCGUCGUCUGUUCACCAUCAAGCAGCCGAUUGGCGUAGCAGCCGCUCUCGUCCCGUGGAACUUCCCCGUUGCCAUGGUUCUACGGAAAGUCGGUGCCGCACUAGCGGCUGGCUGCACGAUGGUCGUCAAACCCAGUCCCGAGACGCCGAUUUCGGCGCUCGUGCUGGCAGAGCUGGCGCAUCGCGCUGGAAUCCCUGCUGGUGUGCUGAAUGUGCUCACUACGGACUUGGAGAAUACCCCGGCUCUGAGUGAGGCGUUAUGUAAACACCCGCUUGUCAAGAAGGUGACGUUCACAGGCUCGACACGGAUAGGUAAGUUGGUGGCUGCGCACUGUGCGCAUGGUCUUAAGAAAGUGACUCUCGAGCUCGGCGGGAAUUGUCCAUUCCUUGUUUUCGACGAUGCGAAUCUCGAUCAGGCCGUUGAGCAGCUGAUGUCGCUGAAAUGGCGCCAUGCCGGCCAGGCUUGUAUCACUGCCAAUCGAAUCUAUGUGCAGGCUGGGGUUUAUGAUCGCUUCGCCGCUCUUCUGAAGGAGCGCACUGCUGCGAUAGUUGUUGGUCAUGGUGCCGCGGCUAACACCACGAUGGGACCGUUGACGACACCUCGCAGUCUUGAUAAGGCCUCUGCGCAAGUUGAAGAUGCUCGUCGCCUCGGUGCUGAUGUUAUUUUGGGUGGUAAUUCUCUGACCUCGAAGCCGGGUUAUUUCUUCGAGCCUACAAUCUUGUCAGGAAUGACCGCGGACAUGGCCAUCUCGCAUGAGGAAUCGUUUGCGCCGAUUGCUGCGCUGUAUCGAUUCGAUACUGAGGAUCAGGCUGUCAAGCUGGCUAAUGAUACCAGUAUGGGUCUGGCCAGUUAUGCUUUCACCAAGAAUAUCGAUCGCAUGUGGCGACUCUUGGAAAACUUGGAGGCGGGAAUGAUCGGAAUGAAUACAGGCAACUCAUCGGCUGCCGAGUCGCCUUUCGGUGGUCUUAAGGAGUCUGGUUAUGGCAAAGAGAGUGGAAAAGACGUGGCUGUCAAUGAGUACUUGGUCACCAAGACAGGUACCUUGACAAUUGAGGGACAAUAUUGA